Molecule: messenger RNA, 1731 nt
Organism: Parastagonospora nodorum SN15
Lineage: Eukaryota; Fungi; Ascomycota; Dothideomycetes; Pleosporales; Phaeosphaeriaceae
Exons: 4
Coding region: 1-1731 (576 amino acids)
Source: RefSeq, a predicted model, not a curated record
AUGCAUUCGUUAAGAGGCUGGAAGUGGAUGAUUUGGGGAGGGUUGAUUGGUAGCGUCGCGGCUGUCCCGAGACCAAUCAUCACGCCUGCACCACAACCUGGAGUUGAAGUAUGGUUGAAGAGGCAAGAGCCAGAUGCCGCGUCUUUCGCUGAAGUACUCCUAACCGCGAUACCACUAUCUUUACGCCAGAUCGCUGCGACGAACGCUCCUGCUGUAUCGAGCAUUCUUUGGAGAGAAUUCCUCGACGAUAAUCGGCCACAAUGGUUCUUGAACCUACCAUACGACAUUCAGAGCUAUUUGGUCAAAGAAUUCGGGCCGGAGACUGCUCGUCUACCUACACCGCCAUCACAAACGACAGACGGCCAAGCAACACCAACGCAGAGUAGCUGGCAGUGGCCAAUCUCGACAGGGGAUCUGCGGUCUUCACAAACUGUUUCUUCACGCUUCGGCGCAAUCGUCGGCGAAUUCGGCGAGGACGUCAACGUCGGCGUCAGCUUCAGCGUCACCAUCCCGAAGUCUAUCCGUAACUGUAUUCUCGACUGUGACGCUAGCAACAUCAUCCAGUCUGCUACUGUAUCGUCAACAGCGUCCAGCACUGUUGCUUCCAGUACCGCUCGCACAAACUCUGGGUCAACACCAAGCGCAACCUUCGAUCCCAUCUCGCCCCCAGCGAGCAACAGUGAACUUACCAGAACUCAGAAGAUCGGUCUGGGCAUUGGUAUUUCAUUGGGUAUCUUUGGAGCUGCCGCUAUGCUUCUUGGAUGCUGUUUCCUGCUUCGCCGUAGAAGGAACAAGCACGAGGAUGGCUCGCAGCCACCAUCCUCUCCUGGCUUCAUACCCCGAUUUGCCUUCCAAGACAAAUCGACAGAAAAUCUGGAACACCGUAGGCCUCUCAACCCGGCGCAUAACCAGUUUGGCCUGGACCAUGGAAACACUAAUUGGGAAGAUGAAGGUUAUGACCCGUACGAAUCCACUGCCUAUGACCCUGCGCCUAUGGCUAUGGGAACAUCUCCACAUCCACCAGCAUACCCUCCAAGAGAAGCACCUCAACAAAUGACUAUGCAAGAUGCGCAACCAAUCAUGGCACCGGCGCUCUUCCAUACGCACAGCUCGAACCGUGCACGAGGAAAGAGAACAAGCUACAGUAGUUUGCACUCUGUGAAAGAGUUGUCAGAGCCAGACGAGAAUGCAGAAUCACCCGUUCUUGGUCGUCAAACCACACCAUUGCAACGAAAGCGACGACCAAGUAUGCCCAUGGUGCUUGAAAUCCCAUCCGUCCCCCGCUCAGCGACGAUCAAGCGAAAGCCCGUGCCCGAGAGCCCUACUGGCAUCAGUCCAGCAGCAGAAGCCGCAUCGAAGUCUCUACUUCGACCGUCAAUCAGACACGUUGAAUAUAGCGGUAGCAGCUCCAGCGGUCUCGCACUGAGUUCCAAUUCGUCCAAUGGAGCAUACCACACGGAUCCCACUUCUCCCAUCUCUCCCCUGUCACAGAAUGCACCAGUCAACUCUUUCUCAAACGACUACUCUUACGUCGAGGACUAUGGCCCAGAGUACCAGAACGGCUAUCUUGACCAGGAAGAUGGCCUGUAUGGUGGUCACAGGAGCCUUGACAGAUAUCCGACUCCGUCACCUCCACGUCGCAGCUCGAAGACGGAGUGGCCGCUACGUAAUAUGAGUAUAGGGCAUAAGCGGAGUAAGAGCCCAAUGUGGGACAGAGUGUAUGAAGGUUAA